This is a messenger RNA of Eruca vesicaria subsp. sativa (arugula), 225 nucleotides long. Lineage: Eukaryota; Viridiplantae; Streptophyta; Magnoliopsida; Brassicales; Brassicaceae. The record is from the annotation of a GenBank genome assembly.
AUGAACGUGGUUCAUGGAAUGAAGAGGAUUCCUCGCAUUAAGUUCCCUCAGCGUCACCUCAAACCUUCAGAGGGAACGAAGCAGGUGGAAAAUGAAGCAGAUACAUUCUUCUUCUCCAACCUCAACGCGCCCAAGACUAUAGGCGGGAAGGCCUCACUGCAGCCUAAGCGCACCCCUGUUUCUAACGAAGAGAUGGAAGCCAUUUUGCUGGGAGGCUGCAUCUGA